Molecule: messenger RNA, 783 nt
Organism: Plenodomus lingam JN3
Lineage: Eukaryota; Fungi; Ascomycota; Dothideomycetes; Pleosporales; Leptosphaeriaceae
Source: RefSeq, a predicted model, not a curated record
AUGCACUCGUACAUUCGCCCCAACACGCACGUUGCGCUGCGCCUUCCCUCAGGUCUGCUCAAGGUCAUCGAAAUCACCCCGAAUACCACAAUCAAUCUUGGAAAGUUCGGCACCUUCAACUCGAGCCUCUUGCUCGGACGACCGUACUACUACACCUACGAGCUGCUCGACAAAGACGACGGCAAAUCCAAGACCGAAUUACGCAUCGUACCCGCCGCCGAACUGCACGCCGAAGCCCUCGGUGACGACUAUGUACCGACCACAGAACCAACCGAAGACACUGCGGAGCGCGGCCCAGGCUUCGACAUUGUUGGCGAAGAUGGACAGGUGCUUAUGAGGAACAAUCGGCUGACGGUCGAUGACGCCUCGCGACAGGCCCUAUCAAUGGCCGAGAUUGAAGAGCUCAAGAAAGCCGGUGCGGGAUCUGGCAAGGAGAUUAUUGCAAAGAUCAUGGCCUCGCACAACGCCCUCGACGAGAAGACGACCUUUUCCCUGGCCAAGUACACGCUUCGCAAGUCGAAAAAAUACAUGAAGCGAUUCACGGCCCUGCCACUAGACAUUGGCAUCUUGAUCGAGUACGUCCUGGAGAAGGAGUCCCACAAGAUCAUGGAGUUGAGAGAAGACUUGCUGGGACUAAUCUGCAGUUGGGCAAAUAUUCACUCGGGCGAGUCAAGUAGGGUACUGAAAGCAGAAGACGGCGUCAGUCAAAUAGGAGGAGGAAGGUGGUUGAUGAGGAGAAUGACGACUCGGAGAGCGACGAAGAUGGCCCGCCAGCCGAGAUAA